ACUUCAGAGAAGCACCAAUUUUCACACUGCUUACCAUAAAUCCUCUCUCUAUCUAUCUACCCACUUUAUAUAUUCUACCAAAACAAAGAAAAAAACAAAAAAUUAAGAUGAAGAACUUGUCUUUUUUAGCAGUGUGCGCGGUGGCGAUGGUAGCAGCUGCGGUGCUUUUGUGGGAAGCACCAACAGCGGAGGCGGUGACGUGCAGCCCAGUGCAGAUGAGCUCAUGCCUGACGGCGAUCACGAAUGGGUCGCCGCCAUCGAGCCAAUGCUGCGCCAAGCUCAAGGAACAGAAGCCUUGCCUUUGUGGGUAUCUCAAGGACCCUAAUCUUCGCCAGUAUGUCAACUCUCCUAAUGCCAGAAAAGUUGUAGCUAAGUGUGGCGUUCCCUACCCCAAAUGUUGAUCCACGCCUCCGAUCUCCUCUGUCUACCUACAAAUAAGAUUAUCACUUGCGUUCACUGCUUGUGGAAAAUAAAUUUUUUAAAUUUUGGAGGAUGUUAUAUUAUGAAUAUGAUGGAUAACAAUGAAUGAACAUAGUAUUGUACUAUUGGAGGUUUUUAAUUAUAAAAGAGUACCUUUUAGAUUUUACA
Molecule: messenger RNA, 588 nt
Organism: Humulus lupulus (European hop)
Lineage: Eukaryota; Viridiplantae; Streptophyta; Magnoliopsida; Rosales; Cannabaceae
Product: non-specific lipid-transfer protein 2-like
Exons: 1
Coding region: 108-401 (97 amino acids)
Biological process (GO): lipid transport
Source: RefSeq, a predicted model, not a curated record